This is a messenger RNA of Oryza sativa Japonica Group (Japanese rice), 2000 nucleotides long. Its product is annotated as alkane hydroxylase MAH1. Gene Ontology annotation, molecular function: monooxygenase activity; iron ion binding; heme binding. The record is from RefSeq and is a predicted model, not a curated record. Lineage: Eukaryota; Viridiplantae; Streptophyta; Magnoliopsida; Poales; Poaceae.
UCAACACGUGCAAACCAAUACAUGUCGUUAUGUCUCAUCUUACUAACCACUUGAUGUCUCGGGUAUAUUUAAUGCAUCCAUGACACUACAAAGUCCACCCCAUUAUUUGAUCUUUGAUCAGCAACUCGUUGAACUGCAUCCACUAGCUAGUACAGAUCGAUGGCCGUGUCUUCGUUUUCGUUCCUCGAGCUCUUGCUCUCCUUCCUCUGCUUCGGUUUCUUCUACUACUACCACGUCAAGUCGAAGCAGAAGAACCCCGUCAUCCCGCUGCAAUGGCCAUUGGUGGGCAUGCUGCCCGCGCUCCUCGCCAACUGCAACCACCUCCACGAGUGGAUCACUUCCGUCCUCACAGUCACACCGUUGAACUUCCGGUUCAUCGGACCACCGAGCUCAGACAUGCGGCUCUUUAUCACCAGCGAUCCGGCCAACAUCCGCCACGUCUUCAACACCAACUUCUCCAACUACCCGAAAGGGCGUGAGUUCCAGGAGAUCUUCGACAUCCUCGGCGACGGCAUCUUCAGCGCCGACGGCGAAUCGUGGCGCCGGCAGCGCACCAAGGCCCAGCUGCUCAUGUCCAGCCCACGUUUCCGGGCGUUCGUGGCCCGGUACAGCCGUGACAAGGUCGAGAAGGCGCUGCUCCCGCUGCUCGCCCACGUCGCCGGGACAGGAGACGCGUGCAACCUGCAGGACGUGUUCCUGAGGCUGACGUUUGACACGACGACCACGCUGGUGUUCGGCGUCGACCCCGGAUCCGUCGCGAUCGACUUGCCGGAGGUGCCCUUCGCGCGCGCCAUGGACGACGCCAUGACCAUGCUUCUCCUCCGGCACAUCGUCCCGCUGUCGUGGUGGAGGUUAGCGAGGAGGCUGGGGAUCGGGUACGAGCGGAAGAUGCCGGUGGCGUGGCGAACCAUGGACCGGUUCGUCGCCGACACGAUCGCCAAGCGGCGGGCGGAGAAGGCCAGAACCGGGAUCGACGACUCGGCGGACCUGCUCUCCUCCUACAUCAACGACGACGAAGAGGACGCCGGCACGGUGGACGCCUUCCUCCGCGACACGACCAUUAACCUCAUGCUCGCCGGCCGCGACACGACGGGCUCUGCGCUCUCCUGGUUCUUCUACCUCCUCACCAAGAACCCGCGUGUGCUGCACAAACUCCUACAAGAGCUCGACUCCGUCAAGAGCACCACCGCCGCGGACGGCAUGGUGAUCUUCGACCCGGACGAGACCGGACGGCUCGUGUACCUGCACGCCGCCCUGUGCGAGUCGCUCAGGCUGUACCCGCCCGUGCCAAUGGAGCACAAGGGCCCGGCCGCCGCCGAUGUGCUGCCGAGCGGGCACGAGGUGCGCCCGGGGGACAAGAUCGUGGUGUCGCUGUACGCGAUGGGGAGGAUGGAGUCCGUGUGGGGCAGCGACUGCAUGGAGUUCAGGCCGGAGCGGUGGAUCUCCGACGACGGCAAGCUGCGGUACGUGCCAUCGUACAAGUUCAUGUCCUUCAACUCGGGGCCCCGGACCUGCCUCGGCAAGGACAUGGCGUUCGUGCAGCUCAAGACCGCGGCGGCGGCGGUAAUGAAGAACUUCGAGAUCGAGGCCGUUGCCGGCCACGUCGUGGAGCCCAAGCUCUCCAUCAUACUCCACAUGAAGAAUGGCUUCAUGGUGAGGGUUAAGCGAAGGCUUGCGGUUUGCUAGAGAAAUAUCGGAUUCCAUGGUUCUAGGACAAGGACAAGAGGGAGGGGAAUCAAUCACGAUUAAACAGUGCUAUUGUACGUCCAUUUGGUGCGAAUAUCGUCUAUAGCGAUUUGCUCUGCACCUCUGGCCUCUGAGUCUGCGGUACUACUAGCUGAAAUGCCGCGCGAAUGCGCGUAUUUUUCUUGCAUUGCAUGGUUGCUUUUGCCUAUACUGUGCAAAAGGCUAAAAGCCACUGUACUGUGUAGUACUGCUCGUCUCAUGCUUCUAGACCAAUAAUAAUAUAAAGGCGGACUGGAAAAUCGAGUUCGAUCUCA